AGUAACCAAAUAUUCGAUUCUUUUACAACUCGACUAUUUUUAAUACGUUUUGCAAAGUUAAACACACUUUAUUUAUUUAUUAAUACAAUUUAUUAACAAAGCUUAAUGGCUGCUGGACCUAUUGCCGAAAGGAAUCAAGAUGCUACAAUAUAUGUUGGUGGUCUUGAUGAUAAGGUGUCUGAAACAUUAUUAUGGGAGUUGUUUGUACAAGCCGGUCCUGUAGUUAAUGUUCAUAUGCCAAAGGAUCGUGUUACUCAAAUGCAUCAAGGAUAUGGAUUUGUAGAGUUUCUUAGUGAAGAUGAUGCUGACUAUGCGAUAAAAAUUAUGAAUAUGAUAAAACUAUACGGAAAGCCAAUAAGAGUCAAUAAAGCAUCGGCACAUCAAAAGAAUUUGGAUGUUGGUGCGAACAUAUUUAUUGGAAAUUUGGACCCUGAAGUCGAUGAAAAACUUUUAUACGAUACUUUUUCAGCUUUUGGUGUUAUAUUGCAAACACCAAAAAUUAUGCGAGAUCCUGAAACUGGUAAUUCUAAAGGAUUUGCUUUCAUUAACUUUGCAAGUUUUGAAGCGUCUGACGCUGCAAUGGAUGCAAUGAAUGGUCAAUAUCUUUGCAAUCGCCCCAUAUCUGUUUCAUAUGCAUUCAAGAAAGACUCAAAGGGAGAACGACAUGGUUCGGCUGCGGAACGAUUGUUGGCAGCUCAAAAUCCAUCUUCACAUGCUGAUCGACCGCAUCAACUCUUUGCAGACGCUCCUGUGCCUAGUAUGAUACCUGUAAUGGCUGGACAAUUAAUUCCACCUCCAUUGUUAGCGCCUCCUCCUCCACCAAACACUGGUUCUACGUCAAUGAUGCCUCCACCACCUCCGGUACCUCCACCACAAUCUGCAUUUGUGCCUCCACCACCAUUACCACCACUAGCAGGAAAUCAAUCCUUACCACCCCCAGUAGGAAUACCACCACCACCGAGAAUGCUGCCUCCCAAUUCUUGGCCAUCAGCAGCACCUGCACCCCCUCCUCCAAAUUGGAGACCAACUGGGUUCCCCACUGCUCCUUUUCCCCCAACACCGUUUAAUGGUGAAUCGACUGUAGGAUAUCAAUAUUAAUUAUAAUAUAAUUUAAAAAUUAUGUGUAAUGCUCUUUUAUAACAUAAAAUGUUUAUAUUAAA
This is a messenger RNA of Calliphora vicina (urban bluebottle blowfly), 1160 nucleotides long. RefSeq names its product Spliceosomal protein on the X (gene Spx). Gene Ontology annotation, molecular function: RNA binding. The coding region runs from base 106 to 1098 and encodes 330 amino acids. Gene Ontology annotation, cellular component: U2 snRNP; U12-type spliceosomal complex; nucleolus. Gene Ontology annotation, biological process: positive regulation of mRNA splicing, via spliceosome. The record is from RefSeq and is a predicted model, not a curated record. The transcript is spliced from 3 exons. Lineage: Eukaryota; Metazoa; Arthropoda; Insecta; Diptera; Calliphoridae.